AUGCUGCAAGCAGAUGAGUUGCAGCGGCGCCUGGCUUUGCUUCUUCCCAACGACUUUCAAGAGCAGCACCUGCAACCUUUGCUCUCGGCAAUCUUCCAGGCUCCGCCAGAAUCUCCUGUGGGUGUGGCGGAGAAUGAGAUGUUCUCGCUGCGAUACGGCGCUCAGGGAGGCUCCGGCGCAUUUGAGGCAUCCGCCGGACUGGCACAGCAUUGGCUUGCCUGCUACCCGAUUUUUCAAACCGUGCUUGCAAGCCGGUUUUUGCAACGAACUGACUGUCUAGCGAAGGUUAGAAAAAUAACUCAGCCAAGCAGCCAGGCCUGCCUUGACACGGCCACGCCAGGCACUGCAGCCUCACAGCAGCCAGCCGCCCCAAGCGAAGCCUGA
Molecule: messenger RNA, 384 nt
Organism: Effrenium voratum
Lineage: Eukaryota; Dinophyceae; Suessiales; Symbiodiniaceae
Source: the annotation of a GenBank genome assembly